AUGUGGAAGAGAAAGGGAAAUAGCAAGCCGGCUUCUCCUCCUCCGCCUCAUCCUCCUCCUCCUUCGGAAAUCGGCCUGGGCUCCGCAACCGCACCCGCAUCCGCAUCUCCACCCGAGAUCUCCGGAAAACCAGGCUCCGCUUUCCUCCUCUCCGAACCCGAGGCCUCGGCCCCUCCCUUGGCUUACGGUAUCGGUAACGGUCUCUCCGAUCCGAACCCCUCCAACACCACCGGCAUCGCCACAGGCCUCAACCUCGCCCUCCCACCUGACCAACCCCCGCUGAUAUCAUCCUUCCCGACCCAAGACGAAUGCCUAGCGCACCUCCGCCUCUUAACAGCCUUUGAUCGCCUCAAGACGGAAACAGGGUACCGUGAUGGUCUGUGGGAUAUCUGGGAUGCGCGGGCCGGCACUAGCACUACUUCCACGAAACACCCUCACACACGCAACCGUGAUAGCAAUGCCAACAACAGCGAAGAAUAUGGUCACAAGACCACCAAGAAAGCACCAAUAGACCCGGAUACUGGAUCCGAACCUGAACUCGACCUCGAUAUCCUAAUCAGGCUCCGCGAAAAGAGGUGGGCAAUCUACCUCGGCCGCGCCGUAGACCGCUACGCAGCAUGGUGGCGGGGUUUCGACCCAAACAUGCUCCUCGAGAGCGACAUGCUUGUCGUUGAAACCAAACCUGGUCAGCCAUUCUCCUCGUCCGACAGCGGAGGGUCACGUCAGGAUCAGAGCGGAACUGAGGGGGAGGAUGAGUCUGGGGGCAGUAGACAGCGCCGGACCCGGGCCCGGUAUGAAGGAUUCCCCGAGUCGAAGCUGAUGGUUUGGCGCGAGGAGAUGCUGCCACCUCUGGAUGUUUUGCUCGUCUGGCACGCGCAUAUGCUCAACCCAAGACUCUAUCUCGAAGUCCGCAUCCCCCAUUGUCUAGUCCUAGUCACCAUCAUCGUCAAUAUACUGACAAUCAUUAAGGACUGCCUCCGAUACGGCUACAACUCCCUAUGGGCAGCAGGUAUCCCUUGGUCCAAUGUCAACGCCGCCAUCGUCGGCCCAACGUUCGGCUACGUCGUCUCGCACGCCUGCAAAGCACAUUGGGAAACGCACACGAAUCUCGCCUGGCGUAACGAAGACGAUCCAGACGCCAAAGAUAUUCCAUGCCCCGCGUGUUCUACCGUGGUCUCCAUCCCGUGGACGACAUGCGGAAUGCCACGGGGCUAUUCAGGUGCAAAGUGA
Molecule: messenger RNA, 1230 nt
Organism: Colletotrichum fioriniae
Lineage: Eukaryota; Fungi; Ascomycota; Sordariomycetes; Glomerellales; Glomerellaceae
Source: RefSeq, a predicted model, not a curated record